This is a messenger RNA of Paramuricea clavata, 645 nucleotides long. Lineage: Eukaryota; Metazoa; Cnidaria; Anthozoa; Malacalcyonacea; Plexauridae. The record is from the annotation of a GenBank genome assembly.
AUGGCUCAUCAAUCAGAAAUGGCCAGAGCUAAAUUGAAAUGUCGAUCAAGGGGCAAAGAAGAGUCCAUACCAGAGCUAGCUGAAAGCGUAGAGACUCUAACAAGAGCUGCGUACCCUGAUGCUUCGUCAGACCUUCAGGACACUAUCGCUAAAGAUAACUUUAUCGAUGCUCUACUGGACGAGGACAUGCGGUUAAAGGUUCGUCAAGCAAGACCACAGUCCCUCCAAGCAGCACUGGAAAACGCCUUGGAAUUAGAAUCCUUCCAAUUGGCUUCUCGACACCGAAAUAGAACUCCUCGUGGACCAUCCUUGAACGUGCACAAAGUCAAUGAAAAUAUCCCUCCAGAAAGUGACGAAAACUGAAGUAUCAAACGCCUUGAAUUAAUGAUUGAUCGGUUGUUGCAAGAAUUAACAAAGAACCCAAGACAUCGCCCACCCCGUCCACCGACGUCCGCCAAAUGGUGGUCCUGUGGUGAACCUGGUCAUCUGCAAAGGAAUUGUCCAAAAGAAAGCAAAGAACAAACAAACGAGCCCAAGAAUGAAGAUAGUAAAGAAAUGGAAGCAAAGAAAGAAGACCAGCAAAGAAAGCUUAGGCGCGAAGCUUCCGAAAAAUCACGGCCGGGAAACGGGAGGUGGUCGAGCUAG